Messenger RNA from Brugia malayi, 1110 nucleotides. Its product is annotated as Glycoprotein X precursor, putative. The record is from RefSeq and is a predicted model, not a curated record. Bases 1 to 1110 code for a protein of 369 amino acids. Lineage: Eukaryota; Metazoa; Nematoda; Chromadorea; Rhabditida; Onchocercidae. The transcript has 5 exons.
AUGAGUGGUGCACAGCCAUCAGUCAUCGUUGUUCGCUCAUUCGUUCCUGCAAGUAACUUUGCGACAGAUACUGAAACAUGCACGAGUCGUGCGACUGAUGCUGAAACAUGCACGAGUCGUGCGACUGAUGCUGAAACAUGCACGAGUCGUGCGACUGAUACUGAAACAUGCACGAGUCGUGCGACUGAUGCUGAAACAUGCACGAGUCGUGCGACUGAUACUGAAACAUGCACGAGUCGUGCGACUGAUGCUGAAACAUGCACGAGUCGUGCGACUGAUGCUGAAACAUGCACGAGUCGUGCGACCAUGCCGCACAGGUGCACAGUGCUGUUCUCACCUGAGAUGUUCGCUUCCUUCUCACAGAUCAAUCCAACAACUGAUGAGAAUGAGUCGGUUUCACUUCCUAAUUGGAGUAAACAUUCCUCUGAUUACGACCAAUUAAUUAGUAUGGUUGAAUUUGAGAAGAGCUUGCGACUAGCAACAAUGAGAAAUGCGACAAGCGACAAUGACACUCAUCUGAGAGACGACUAUGAAUCAAUUAAACUUAAUUCGACAAUGUCGCAUUAUAAAUCAUUCUAUACAUUGAAUGAUAAGGAAGUUGUCGAUAUAACUGAUCAAGUUUAUUCUAAUGUUUCAAUUGAGAGUAUUCGAAAUAUUUCGGAACAGCAAUUCCGUAAUUUUUUAAAAGGAAUACUUCAAAGGCAUUUGGAAUUAGCACGAAGGAAAAUUGCUUAUCCAAAUAUUUUUGCUACAACUAAUAAUUAUGUUUAUCAAAAUAAUAGAAUAGGCUGCCAGAUGGUUUGUCAAUUUAUCUCAUUUUGCAUCAUAGUUAGUGGCAUUUGUUUAUUGUGGACAUGUACCUGUUGUACACAAUCAAGGAGUGUCGAUGACAGCGAUGAGAGCCUUUGUGGCGUUAAUCCAACCAGUGUUCCAGCCCCGAUUGAUUAUAGUAAGCCAUAUAUGAUCAAAUGUGACUCACAAGGCUCUUGCUAUGCUAGUCCACUGAACGAUGAUGAAGUACCGCCGUUGCCAAGCUACAAUAAAGCGCUCAGUUGUCCAACCCAUCCAUUUCCAAAAAUUCAAGAAUUAUCUAAAUCAGAUUGUGUCUGA